Fusarium falciforme is the source of this 1266-nucleotide messenger RNA. Its product is annotated as 2EXR domain-containing protein. NCBI's taxonomy places the organism in Eukaryota, Fungi, Ascomycota, Sordariomycetes, Hypocreales, Nectriaceae. The transcript has a single exon. The record is from RefSeq and is a predicted model, not a curated record. Bases 1 to 1266 code for a protein of 421 amino acids.
AUGAAUCGAGAUACUUUUCAUACAUUUUUCAACCUCCCCGACGAUAUAAGAGACGAGGUUUACCUUCUUGCGACACCUCCACGUAUCGUCAGAGUCGAGGAGAGCCCUCAGGUCUCUUCCCCUGAUGUGCUCGCAUUUCUAUACCAGCUCCAAUUCACGGGCAAACGACCUUUUAUACAUCCUUCUCUGGCAUACUUUGCUCCUUACUGGCGCCCUUACGUCUUGGGGCUACCAGGAUGGAAUCCGCAGAUCCUGGAACCCCAUGAGCCAAUCAGCCAGUCGCCUGCUCAGCCUGAUCCAUGGAAGCCAUCCCAAAGUUGCCCCCGCCUCGAUCCCGUCUGGCUUGCUCAUCGACCUGAGCUUGCAUGGAAUCUAUGUCGAAGCUCGAGCCUCUACUCCAAAGCUCCAAUACCGCCUCUGCUGCACACGUGCCGCGACUCUCGAAACCGCUUGAGACGACUCGGGUACGAACUCGCUUUCCCAACUCGCACCUCAGAAGCCCGGACUUGGUUUAACUUUCGACGCGAUACGCUUUUUCUCAGAGAUCCCGAUAUAAUUCAAUUCCAGAGGUAUAAAAUUGACGCCCAAGGCCGCUACUUCGACGAUAUGCUGUUAGCCCUCCCAUACAACCUGACCCAGUUUAUGCCUUUGGAUCUACUCAGCGUCCGACGACUUGUCCUUCCUUUCGACCGAGUACUCGAUAUGGUGGACCCUUCUUCCCCCGACCUGUUGAUAAAAAUAAUGGGGACUCUGCGUGUCAUGCCUCACCUUGAACAACUGUUCAUAGCCAAUGGCAUCUUUGGUCCUGUUGCCGGAACACAACCCUUGGAAUGGAUCGACUGCGACGCUGCGGAUUGCCACCUUGAAGAAGUCCGGAAAAUCUCUACAUUUAGAGAUCUCAGCAAGUUCGUUGUCGGAUCAAGUCUGGUUGAACACUAUGCAGCCGCCUGGGCAGGCUUUUCGACAUGGGUGGGCGACGAGUUUGAGGAGCGCCUUCAGGAAGGCCGAGACGAAGACUUGCGCCAGUCAGUCCGAAAAUGGGGUGUUCCAAACGUCAAAGUAGGGUACCUUGGCGCACCGAGGGAGUUGAGGCGCCUUUCUCACAUGCGACAGGGGUACUGGCAGGAGCUCGAGAGCACAGACGUCGCUGAUAAAAGGUCUAGGGAAAGGGAACAGUCAAUGUCUACCACCUACUCUGAGUCCGAGGAGCCGGUAACGGGCUCUUCGGGCAGUGAUGCCUGGUCUGAUGAGUGGCCAGCGUACUGA